ACUAGUUUUGGGAGUGUUCAUAGCAUCGCCAUUGUUACUCGCUCAAGCUUUCUCUCCAAUUCUCCGGCGAGAUGCUAAACACCAGUUCGAGAGCCCUCUCAAGCCUCAUCAUCUCCUCCAAACUCCACCCCAUCUUCAAACCUUCCCAUUUCCGCCCAUUCUCCACCACCUCCACCCCUUACCCUCUCUACUACGAGCUCGUCCACCACCGCCCCGUCCGCUCCCCUCCCCCUCCUCGCCACCACCCCCAUCCCUCCCCCUCGCCGGAACCCGAUCCUGACUCCCCUGACUCCGAUGCUGCGCCGCCUCUCGACCGAUCCCAGCGUAAGUACUAUCGCAAACGCAUGAAGCGCAUGUACGGUGGCUCCGACUCUGAGGAAGAUGCCCGCCGUGCCCGGGAUGAGGAGUUGGUUGAGCUGAAGCCGGAGGUGGUUGAUUUCCCGAGAUUGCAUGCCCGCGAGCAGGAGUUGUACUUCUAUGAUGCGUUUGCGUUUCCUUGGGAGAAGGAUAAGCACUACCGGAUGGUGUAUCAGCUUGAGAAGAAGUACUUUCCUGAGCAUAGUCUUGAUAAGGCGUUUGUGGAUCCAGAAGCGGAACCUGUUCGAAUGAAUGCCGAAGAGAAGAAGGGGAAAAAGAGGUCUUUGAAGAAAAAGGUGGGUGAGGAGGAGAGUGAUCAAAGGGGUUUGGUGUUCUUUGACGGGGACGGACAGGGUGAGGCUGCUAGUGCUGCUGUGUCUCCUGAUGUGGUGGAUAAGAAAGUCGAGAGCUUUUUUAAGAGUCUGAGCAAGGUACCUAGUGCUAGUGAUCGGAGACGUGCUUCUACUGUAGAGGCUGAGGGGGAGCCAUAUCUUGUGAGCAGGAAGACUGAGCUGCCUCCGAGGUGGGAUGGACCAUUUGGGACUGUUGUCCUGGUGGACAAGCCAAAAGGAUGGACUUCAUUUACUGUUUGUGGGAAGCUGCGACGUUUGGUCAAAAUUCAAAAGGUAGGGCAUGCAGGCACUCUUGACCCAAUGGCUACUGGUUUAUUGAUUGUUUGUGUUGGUAAAGCUACUAAACUGGUGGAAAGAUAUCAAGGUAUGGUGAAGGGGUACAGUGGUAUUUUCCGACUUGGAGAGGCUACCUCAACUUGGGACGCUGAUUCACCGGUCAUCCAACGUGAACCAUGGGAACACAUAAAAGAUGAAUACAUCAGAAAGACUGCUGCAUCUUUUCUUGGAGAGAUAUGGCAAGUUCCUCCCAUGUUUUCUGCCAUUAAAGUUGGAGGAGAGAAGAUGUAUGAUAAAGCUAGAAGAGGAGAAAUGGUUGAACUCUCACCAAGACGAAUAUCUAUUUUUGACUUUGCCAUUGAACGCAGCCUAGAGGAUAGACAAAAUUUGAUUUUCCGAGUCACUUGCUCGAAAGGGACAUAUAUCCGUUCCCUUUGUGCAGAUUUAGGAAAAGCUCUUGGGAGUUGUGCUCAUUUGACUGCCUUGAGGAGGGACUCAAUUGGGGAAUACUUAGCAGAUGAUGCAUGGAGUUUUCAGGAGUUGCAAGAGAAGAUAACUAAGGGAUAUUUAUAAAUUUAGAAUCACUACAUACCUAAUGUUAAUCCGGAUUCUUGACUAGCCUUUUCUACCACUGAAAAAGUAGUAUCUUGAUUCAAGGUUAUGAAGAUGAGAGAACUCUUGAUUCAAUUCAACUUAUUUUAUCUUCAGCUAAUUGAUUUUAAAAAUUACAUGCUAGGAGACCAUGAAAACAUUGCCGCAAAUAAAGCUAAGAGGUCUCGAACUUUACGACAAGCACCAGAAUCAGGGAUGCGCACGUGUGGGGAGCAAGGCUCAACGCUGACCCAUGUGCCCUCACCUUGUGUAUGACAUGAGGUUCGAUUUCUGGUCCUCUCUUAAACGAACACCUUGGUGAAAUUUUUUGUGUAUUAAAAUUAAAUU
This is a messenger RNA of Dioscorea cayenensis subsp. rotundata (Guinea yam), 1925 nucleotides long. Its product is annotated as probable tRNA pseudouridine synthase 1. Gene Ontology annotation, biological process: mRNA pseudouridine synthesis; tRNA modification. Gene Ontology annotation, molecular function: pseudouridine synthase activity; RNA binding. The transcript is spliced from 11 exons. NCBI's taxonomy places the organism in Eukaryota, Viridiplantae, Streptophyta, Magnoliopsida, Dioscoreales, Dioscoreaceae. Gene Ontology annotation, cellular component: mitochondrion. The record is from RefSeq and is a predicted model, not a curated record. Bases 72 to 1559 code for a protein of 495 amino acids.